AUGUCUGACGCAGUGCAGCAAAUCGAUCACAAAUUCUUGGACCGACAGAGCCGGACCAUUGGCACUUAUGGCCUGGAAACCAUGGCCAAGCUUAUCUCUUUCAAGGUGCUCAUUGUCGGCUGCGGUGCAGUCGGCAUCGAAAUCGCCAAAAAUUUGUCAUUGGCUGGUGUUCAUACGAUCCAUCUAUACGACCCCCGAAAAGCUACUCUAGCGGACAUGGGUGUGAACUUCGCCGUGGGGGAGCACACCAUCAAGGCAAAUAAAACGCUUGCAGAGGCGUCCUGUGCGUAUAUCACAGAACUUAACCCCAACACACGCGUGCGGGUCGCUACCGAGUUAAGUGAAGCAGUUGUCGGGCAGAAUAUCGCACUUAUCAUCACCUCCGACGCCCCUGACCUCUCCACAGAAACACUUAUUCAUUGGGAUCGUUUCUGCCGCAGCCAUAAGCCUGUCAUUUCUUUUAUAUUGGCAUUGCAGACCGCCGCCGUAGGCUCGGUGUUUGUGGACCAUGGCCCAUCUUUUGUCGUGAACGACGUCGAUGGUCGUUCGAUGCUGCAGAAGUCCAUUAUGGAGAUUGUUACGCUAAUCGAUAAGGCGGGCGAUCGCUACAGUCGUAUCCGCUUCGAAACUCCAGAAGGGCAGACCCCUGGCGCACUGCGGGACUACACUCAAAUAAAACUCACGGAUGUUGUUGGCCUCACGAAGCCAAACGGCGAGAGCGCGAACAACCGUGUGUUUGACGGGGUUGUAUGUCUAACGGACCCACGAAACACGGUGCGUGUGUACCCGUCCUUUGAUGACCAGGGAUAUGGCGCCUACGAAACGGGCGGCUUCUUCCACGAGGUGAAGGAGACCAUCCCGCUUGCGUUUCGCUCCUUGCAGGAAUGCCUACCAGCCCCGGGUGACUUUGUACAGGUCAGUCCAAUGAUGGACAACGCAGAGGAAUCUCAGACUCAUCUUUUUAUCAACGCCCUGCUGCGCUUCGCGGAUACGCACAAAGGUCGUCUCCCCGCUUUGCAUAGUCAAGCGGACGCAGAGGACGUCGUCGUAUUGGCACGCACUAUCAUCAAAGAAAACAGGGCCAUGCCGAGGCCUAGCGUGAAGGAAUCGCCUGUUCCUACCGCGCCAAAAAAGGCUGAGUUUCCCUUUAAGAAGCCUCCCCCGCAGCCACCGGUCCCUCUUGUUGUCGAGGAAAUUAAUGAAGAUUCCAUUCAUAGACAAUCAGUUAUUGCGGCAGUCGAGCUACAGCCACUUGCGUCCUUUAUCGGUGCCGUUGUCGCGCAGGAAGUUGUUAAAAUAACGGGCAAGUACACACCCAUUCACCAAUGGUUUCAUCUCUCAAUGGAAGCUGUGCUUCCCGACUCACCAAACUAUGGGGGCCCGGAGUUUAGUGCUCCAAACAGCCGCUACAGGAACCUUAUCGCGAUUUUUGGAAAGUCCUUCCACGAGAAGCUGUCGAACCUGAAGAUCUUCCAGGUGGGUUGUGGGGCGUUGGGUUGUGAGAACCUCAAAAACUUUGCACUCUCCGGAAUCGCCUGCGGCGAGCGCGGCUCUCUGAUCGUCACCGACAACGACCGCAUUGAGGUCUCCAACCUUAGCCGUCAGUUUCUGUUUCGAGAGGAGAACGUGGGACAGUCCAAGUCGGCCGCCGCAGGGGCCCGUACGCGGCAAAUCAACUCACACGCGAAGGUCGAUGCACGCCAGGAUUUUAUAGGCACGACCACCGAGCACCUCUACCCCGACACCUUCUGGCAGCAGCUGGACGUGGUGGUGAGCGCCCUAGACAACAUGGAAGCGCGCCUGUAUGUCGAUCAACAGUGCGUGCGCUUCCACAAGGUGCUGGUGGAGUCGGGAACGAUGGGCACCGGUGGGAAUGUGGAUAUCAUCGUACCAGGAAAGACGACUUCCUAUGCGGACGGCGGCACGGCCGACCAGACAGGCGGCAUCCCCAUGUGCACGCUGCGUAACUUUCCUUAUAUUUACGACCAUUGCAUUGAGUGGGCGCGCGCCCAGUUUGACGAUCUGUUCGUGUCGCCAAUGAACGCUGCUAGUCAGAUUGUGGAGGAGCCUGGAGCCUUCACCGCGCGCAUCAAGGAGGAAAUCGAGGCGGCGAAGAGCGACGGUGAGAGGCUGAGUCUGGUUGAAAAGCACCUUAGCCCUCUGAGGAGUCUCAAACAAACUCUUGAAAUUUUGGCUCAAGGUCCCAGUAUGUCGACCUGUAUUCAAAUGGCCCUCAGUACUAUGUUUAAACUCUUCCGCGACCGCAUCUACGACCUGCAAACGUGCUUUCCGAAAGACUCCAAGAAAAAAAAUGGCGAGCCGUUUUGGUCCGGGCAUCGUCGAUACCCGCAAGCACUCGAGGUGGAUCCUCACAAUAUCUUAAGCAGCCCGGAUGUAUUAAACUUCAUCAUCUCUGCGGCUAACCUGUAUGCGUGUAUGUUCGGCUUGCAUCCGUUGAAACACGAGGCUCGGUACAACGACGAGCAAAACCGCUGGAUGAAGCAGUAUCGCACCAAGGACUGGUUGCAGUCAGAGCUUUCGGGUAAGAAGCUGCCCGAGUACGUUGCCAGAGAGGUUGAGGACCUUGAUGAGGAUGUCGCCGCAGAGGCGACGCCAAUCGGCGAAGUCAGUCUGCCGCUGCAGGAAGCCAAGCUUCGAGCACUUCUGGAUGAAGUGGUCGCUUUGGCUCGUGGGUGUUCGCAUUCGAAGGCCGCUCCACUGGAGUUCGAGAAGGACGACGAUGACAACUUCCAGAUUGAUUUUAUCGCCGCGGCGAGCAACCUUCGUGCGGCUAACUACCACAUCCCUCCCCAGGAUCGAAUGAAGGUGAAGAUGGUUGCCGGGAAGAUCAUUCCCGCGGUGAUGACCACUACCGCUGCUGUAACGGGACUUGUUUUAAUCGAGCUUUUUAAGGUAUUGCAGAAUAAGGAUGUGUCGACGUUACGAAACGGCAUGCUUGAUGUGGGUACCAACAACUACGUCCUUUUUGAACGAAACGCUCCAGUGCGGCAUCGAACCAGGAUUGUCUCGACAUACCUCCCUGAGCAGGAUAUGACCUACAAGAAGAAGGUGAUCUGCAUCCCAGAUGGGUUUACCAAGUACGACUCGAUCAAGAUCGAUGUCUCUCCUUCCACCACCGUGCACGAGUUCGUGGAGAAGCUUUUAGAAUCGCUGAACAGCACACUUCCCACGGAUGCAGGAUUUGAGUACGAAAUUGAUGGCCUCGGCGUGGGAAAAGGCCUUCUCUGGAACGGCCUCCCAACGCACCCUAAUACUCACGCCUCUUUGAUGUGUUUAAUUGAGAAGCAAAAAGCUACUGAGAUGGUGGGUGCAACUUUCUCGCACAACUUCUGGGAGGGCCGUACGCAAUUCUUUGAUCUCACCGUCAUGGUCUCCGUAGACGAUGGCGACGCCACUGUGGAUGAGGAAGAAGUCGAAACGGCGCCCAUCUGCCUUUGCAUUAAACCAUGA
Phytomonas sp. EM1 is the source of this 3471-nucleotide messenger RNA. NCBI's taxonomy places the organism in Eukaryota, Euglenozoa, Kinetoplastea, Trypanosomatida, Trypanosomatidae. The record is from the annotation of a GenBank genome assembly.